Tetrahymena thermophila SB210 is the source of this 255-nucleotide messenger RNA. RefSeq lists its product as hypothetical. The transcript has a single exon. NCBI's taxonomy places the organism in Eukaryota, Ciliophora, Oligohymenophorea, Hymenostomatida, Tetrahymenidae. The record is from RefSeq and is a predicted model, not a curated record.
AUGGGUUUUGGUUUGGUUUUUCGUUGUUCCUUUUUUUCUUCCUUUCUUUUGUUUUUUAAAAAAUUGGUCAGGAAUACUCUUGAGAUUAUUAAUUACAAAUAUUUUUAUUAUUUUGGUAAUCAUAGCUGCUGGGUGUUAUCGGAUUGCGUUAGAAAUUAGUUAUUUAUUUAUUUAGUUAGUUAGUUAGUUAGUUAAUUAAUUAUUAUUAAAAAUGAAGAUUUUAUUAUAAUGUUUAAAUUGGAUAGUUUUUAUUGA